Pediculus humanus corporis (human body louse) is the source of this 2592-nucleotide messenger RNA. RefSeq lists its product as uncharacterized. The transcript is spliced from 15 exons. The record is from RefSeq and is a predicted model, not a curated record. Lineage: Eukaryota; Metazoa; Arthropoda; Insecta; Psocodea; Pediculidae. Bases 1 to 2592 code for a protein of 863 amino acids. Gene Ontology annotation, molecular function: metal ion binding.
AUGAGCUCAGACAGCUCGGAAUCUGAGUUUGAAGAAAGGAACCAUGCAAAUAAUUCAGACAGUGAUUUUGAAAAUCAACGUGAAGAGGUUGAAGGUGCCGUAAAAGGCCCGCACACUCCAAAAAGUUGUUCACCCAAAUCACAAGAUAGCAUUAGUCAAUCUCAUGAAUUAGAAUUUCACGAUGAUUCAAGAGAAAUGACAUCUCUUAGAAGUGAUUCUGCUGGGCCAAAUUCUUGCCAACCCUUGGGUCCGAGAUCUCCCAGCCCAACUCCUUUAGACAAUGCAGGUAGACCAAAAAGAAAUGAUGAUGGAAGGAGUGAUAUUUCAUCCGGUUCUUCUCUUCUUUCACAUCCUGACAACAAAGAUGAAGACGUUUUAAAUUUAGAAGCUGGAGAUGGAAGCCCUCUUGUGUCUAAUGCUGAUGACUUGUCAGAUGUGUCAGAUUUAGAUGAUUCUGAUGGUCUCGACGGUAAAGAUGAAGAACAAAACACAGCCGACAACGUAUUGCAAAAUGAAGAAAAAAUAUUACCCGAAGAUCAAGAAACCGUAUCGGAAAAAAAUUUUAUGAAAGAAAAUACAGAAAAAGAAGCUCGAGAGAAAGCUAAAAAAGAAAGACAAGAAAGAGAAAAUAAAGCAAGUUUAAAUAUAGAUGAUGGAGAACAAUUAGAUUUUGAAGCAGAAGAUCAACCAGAGGGAGAAAAAGAAGAUGGUGAAAUAGAAUUACCUGAAAAGAGCAAAGACAAAGAGGGUAAAGAAGAUGAAAAAUCUGCUGACGAAGGUGAGGUUAAAGAAGAUGACGAAUCUUUAGAAGACGGAGAAGUAACCGAUGAGGGGGACCCAAAACCUGAAAAACCGCCGGUAUGUCGUUUUUAUAAUCGGAAUUGCUGUACUUGGGGAAUAAAUUGCAGAUUUCUUCAUCCGGGAGUCACUGAUAAAGGCAAUUACACUAUGUUUGAUGUUGGAAGACCCAUGGUGGCUCCUCCGAAUGGUCCUGCAAUAUAUGGUUCCGACAGACCCGGUUACGGACAUCCUGUCAUUUUACCACCUUCAAGGGUUAUGCCUGGUCCUUACGGUCAUGUACCUGUAAGAAGGGAAGAAAAUGCAUUAGUUGAAUCUGCAUGGGAACGAGGUUUACGUCAAGCCAAAGAGAUGAUGAGAAAAUCUACAAAGAGAAAAGAAACUGAUAUGGAUUUUGAAGAAAAAAAAAUGAAUCUUAGUAUUGGACAAGAAGAAAUAGACAAAGAAAAUGAUUAUUAUACUAGAGCUUCUAGUCCUAUAGACGAUCCCGAAGCUUGGGUUAGACUAUCCGCCAAAAUGGAACCGGAAUUAAGACGGCCGGUUCGAGUAGUAGAAAGAUACGAAGAUAUUAUACCGGAACCUGAGUCUCCUGCUUACUACGAGAAAUGUGAUUAUCGUCGCGGUUACGAAAGGGCAAGGGGAGAUCCUGAAUAUUUGAGAAGGUUGGUUAAUAUAAUAAAAGAAUUCAGUAACACAGAAAAGAAAAAAUAUUACGAGGAAGAGGAAUAUCCGGUAAUGAAAAAAUCCAGGAGAGAGAAAAUGGUUAGAGAAGUUAUUGUACAGCGAGUAGACAAGACUAGAGAAAGACACCACGCUGACGAUGGUUCCAGGCGGAGAGGUGACGAGUGGUCAGAUCCUUGGAUGCGUUCUAAAUCCCCUUCGCGGAAACGUCAUCGAGCCAGAAAGGCUUCUUAUAGCUCCGGAUCUAGUUCUUUUUCAUCUAGUUCUCGAAGUUCCUCCAAUUCAUCUUACACUUCUUAUUCUAGAUCUAGAUCCCGUUCCUUGUCUAACUCCCAUAGUCCUGUAUCCCGAUCUCGCAGACCUAGAACUCCUUCCUUCUCGGCCAAAGUUAAAGGAAAGAAGUUGUCACCCACGAAGGAUUCCAAGUUCAGGCCAUUAAAAGCUGCUACUCCUGUUAGCGGCCACUCGGAAAAAAAAAUGACCGUUGAACGUUCUCUAUUAAUGAAUCCGCCGGCACCAACACCGAAAAGAUCAAAAGAAAGACCCAUGUCUCCUACGGUAAUGAGAAAAGUCGGUUUAAAUCCACCUCCCCCAACGCCUAAAUCUUCGUCCAGAAACAUGUUAAAACACAAUAGUACUAAAGUCGGUAAAAUAAGAUCUAAAAAAUCAAGAUCUUCAUCGGGAUCGGGAUCGAGUGGAUCUAGUAGCGAAUCUUCACAUUCGAGUUAUUCUUCAAGUUCGAGCACGAGUCGAGGAGGAACUCCUCCAGGUAGUAUGAGGCCGAAUAAACCGGUAAAAAAAAUAGAACCGAACGAGCGAUUGGCCGCUCAAACGCUUAAAGGAAAAGCAAUGGAUGCUUUAAAAAUAUCUGGUCAAAAACCGCAAAUCAAAUUAACACUAAAACCACCGGAAACGAAAAGAGAAAAACCUGCUCUCGCGAUUGUUGCCGGAAAGAAAAGGCCAUCGGAUGAUGCGACGCCAGCAGUCGAUGCCAAAGUUACAACGACGAUUAAACCUCAGACGGCUAAAAAGACGACAUCGAGACGAGAAGAACUUUUGAAGCAGUUGAAAGCAGUAGAAGACGCCAUUGCGAGGAAAAGAUCAAAAAUUUAA